CCGCCGCCCUCCAUCCCCGGUCCCCAUGGUCCCAGAGCUGGCGCCCUCCAACAACAGCACCCUGGCCUGGGGGUCGGGGCUGCCGUCGGCCGCGGCGGGCAGCGGCUGGGUGGCGGCCGGGCUGUGCGUGGUCAUCGCGCUGACGGCGGCGGCCAACUCGCUGCUCAUCGCACUCAUCUGCACGCAGCCGGCGCUGCGCAACACGUCCAACUUCUUCCUGGUGUCGCUCUUCACGUCGGACCUGAUGGUGGGGCUGGUGGUGAUGCCGCCGGCCAUGCUGAACGUGCUGUACGGGCGCUGGGUGCUGGCGCGCGGCCUCUGCCUGCUCUGGACCGCCUUCGACGUGAUGUGCUGCAGCGCCUCCAUCCUCAACCUCUGCCUCAUCAGCCUGGACCGCUACCUGCUCAUCCUGUCGCCGCUGCGCUACAAGCUGCGCAUGACGCCGCCGCGCGCCCUGGCGCUUGUCCUGGGCGCCUGGAGCCUGGCUGCGCUCGCCUCCUUCCUGCCCCUGCUCCUGGGCUGGCACGAGCUGGGCCACGCGCGGCCGCCUGACCCGGGCCAGUGCCGCCUGCUGGCCAGCCUGCCCUUCGUCCUCGUGGCGUCGGGCCUCACCUUCUUUCUGCCCUCGGGUGCCAUCUGCUUCACCUACUGCAGGAUCCUGCUGGCCGCCCGCAAGCAGGCCGUGCAGGUGGCCUCCAUCACCACCGGCAUGGCCAGCCAGGCCUUGGAGACGCUGCAGGUGCCCAGGACGCCCCGCCCAGGGGUGGAGUCGGCUGACAGCAGGCGUCUGGCCGCCAAGCACAGCAGGAAGGCCUUGAAGGCCAGCCUGACGCUGGGCAUCCUUCUGGGCAUGUUCUUUGUGACCUGGCUGCCCUUCUUUGUGGCCAACAUAGCCCAGGCCGUGUGCGACUGCGUCUCCCCAGGCCUCUUCGACGUCCUCACCUGGCUGGGUUACUGUAACAGCACCAUGAACCCCAUCAUCUACCCGCUGUUCAUGCGGGACUUCAAGCGGGCGCUGGGCAGGUUCCUGCCGUGUCCCCACUGUCCCCGGGAGCGCCGGGCCAGCCUUGCCUCCCCCUCCUUUCGGACCUCUCACAGCGGCCCCCGGCCCGGCCUGAGCCUGCAGCACGUGCUGCCCCUGCCCCUGCCGCCGGACUCGGACUCGGGCUCGGGUGGCUCCUCAGGCCUGCAGCUCACGACCCAGCUGCUGCUUCCUGGGGAGGCCACCCGGGACCCCCCGCCGCCUACCAGGGCCGCUGCUGCAGUCAACUUCCUCAGCAUCGAUCCCGCAGAGCCCGAGCUGCGGCUGCAUCCACGUGGCUCCCCCACGAACUAACCCGGGCUUGGAGCUGGCUAGCGGGGAGCUG
This is a messenger RNA of Propithecus coquereli (Coquerel's sifaka), 1367 nucleotides long. It is a transcript of the gene HTR6, whose product is annotated as 5-hydroxytryptamine (serotonin) receptor 6, G protein-coupled. The transcript is spliced from 3 exons. The record is from RefSeq and is a predicted model, not a curated record. Bases 26 to 1336 code for a protein of 436 amino acids. Lineage: Eukaryota; Metazoa; Chordata; Mammalia; Primates; Indriidae. Gene Ontology annotation, molecular function: G protein-coupled serotonin receptor activity; neurotransmitter receptor activity. Gene Ontology annotation, cellular component: dendrite; membrane. Gene Ontology annotation, biological process: chemical synaptic transmission; G protein-coupled receptor signaling pathway, coupled to cyclic nucleotide second messenger.